Molecule: messenger RNA, 594 nt
Organism: Protopolystoma xenopodis
Lineage: Eukaryota; Metazoa; Platyhelminthes; Monogenea; Polystomatidea; Polystomatidae
Source: the annotation of a GenBank genome assembly
AUGCGUUUUCCAUACCCGAUCUUUAAAAACUACAAGGCAAUUGAUUCUAGGCGUGAUCAAGCUAGUUCGUCUAUUCAACCGGGUACUGUUCAUCAAUCAUCUAUCCAACAAGGCGGUAAUGUUAGUGGUGGGGGCGGUGGUGGUGGCGGCGGUGGGGGCAGCGGUGGUGCUAGUGGGGUGGGUGGAGGAGGGAACAGUAGUGUUUGUGGCAGUGGCGGAGGUAGCAAUAACAAUAGUUGCAGUUGGGCCAAUGGCUCCGGGGGUUCUGGGGGGCAAGCUGGUGCUGGCCCUUCUCUAUCAACAGGCUCCAUCGGGCCCCUAAACGCUUCACCAACGGCCAACGCCAGUAAUGUCAUCGUUGCCUCUUCAUCGGCCGAACUUAAGGCACACAGCUCUCAUUCUGCCUCCGGUCUCGAGGACAAAAUAUCUGGUGGUGGUGUUGGUGACUCAGGCCACUCUGGCCAAUCUAACCCUAAAAGAAUGGAGGAGCCGAUCGAUGCUGAUACAACGCUAGCACUGGGGCGUAAAGCCAUGCCAACAUCUAUUCUCCCGACUAACGAUCCAUCCAAGAUACGUGAGUUUAUUUUGAAUUAG